UUUAAUCCUCGGGGAAAUGAUAACGAUAAGGAAUCUGGGGUACUGCGCCCUGGCAGGGGCAAUUCGCCUGCUAUUGAUGAACUCGGAGCUCCAGAAAAUAAUCGCCGACAGGGUCGAGGUCUCAACGGCCUUGAACUCUUGGAAACGAGUGACAGAAGGUGUCCACUUGAGAAAAUUCAACAUCGACCCCUACACCGGUGAUUUAUUCCACGAGACCCCGGUUGGACUAUUGGCGUUCACCUACAUUCACGAUUAUUUAUCAAUCUGGGCAGUCAAAUGUAUUUUCGUACUUGCUGACUUGAUUACUGCCUGGUGUCUCUUUUCCACUGCCCGCCUCUAUAUUGCAGAACUUGUGAAACGAGAGCGAGAAAUAUUAAAGAAAAAAGAGACGAAAGACACGGACCUCUGCUACACGCCUAUCUCGAAGAUCGCGAAGACGUCGGUGCUGUACGUCCCAGCAGCUUAUCUGUUUAACCCAUUCAUCGUUCUGAACUGCGUGGGCCUGACGACGACAGUAUUCACGAAUCUGUUAUUCUCGGCGAUGUUGCUGUCGAUGAUAAAACGUUCCAAGUUGGGAAGCAGUUUUUUAAUAGCCCUCCUGACGCUCCAGGGGCUGUACCCAAUGGCACUAAUGGUUCCUGCGACGAUUUACACAACGAGGGAUUUUCCCCAGGGCAAGAGGUUCCUUCCAAUCACCCAAAUGAUUUUUCUCUUCUCCUUUUUUUUGGGAGCCCUCUGCUACCUCUCCUUCCUCAUCAUGGGGAACUGGAAUUUCUUAGGGAAUACUUUGGGCUUCAUCCUGACUGUUCCUGACCUGCGCCCUAACAUCGGACUGUACUGGUACUUCUUCACAGAGAUGUUCGAGCACUUCCGAUGGCUCUUCAUCGCCUCAUUCCAGAUAAAUGUGGGAAUAUUGUACGUUAUUCCGCUCGCUCUCAGCCUCAGGAAGGACCCGAUGCUCCUGGCAUUCGCCUAUUUAGCUAUUCAUGCAAUUUUCAAGUCAUAUCCAUGCAUCGGCGAUGUUGGGUUCUACAUGGCAUUGCUACCUCUGUGGCGACAUUUAUUCAAACAUAUGCAGCAGGGCUUCCUGGUUGGCUGUUUCAUGCUCUUCUGCACAGCGUUCGCCCCAACAGUCUGGCACCAGUGGAUCUACUCGAGAUCAGCGAAUGCCAAUUUUUAUUUCGGUGUCACUCUAGCAUUCGCCAUCGCUCAAAUAUUUUUACUGACAGACAUACUGUUUGCUAGUGUUAAAAGAGAACUGGCUGUCCGCCACGGAUUGUCAACGGAGAUCAACGGAAAGAAAGCUCAACUUAUUUUGGAAUAAUCUGAUAAUAAUAAUCAAAGAAAAUUCAACUGAAAAAGAAACUCAAUAAUUUCACGAUUUUUCCUGCGAAAAAGAAUUCAUCGUAUGAUCUAGAAGAUAAGUAGAAUCGGAUGCAUUGAAUACCGAGUGAAUGAUCAGUUGAAAUGAUUCAGUGUGAUUGCGCCAAUAAUUGAUUAAUCGUGAUGAAAUAAAAGUUUGAUGAAAAUAA
This is a messenger RNA of Fopius arisanus, 1532 nucleotides long. RefSeq names its product phosphatidylinositol glycan anchor biosynthesis class U (gene PIG-U). Gene Ontology annotation, cellular component: membrane; GPI-anchor transamidase complex. Lineage: Eukaryota; Metazoa; Arthropoda; Insecta; Hymenoptera; Braconidae. Bases 17 to 1324 code for a protein of 435 amino acids. The record is from RefSeq and is a predicted model, not a curated record. The transcript is spliced from 2 exons. Gene Ontology annotation, biological process: attachment of GPI anchor to protein.